AUGGAAAGUGCGACCAAUUCUUCCCUAACGGAUCUUGAGGAAGACAGUUUUGAGGUGACAGUCGCAAAAACUGUAAUUUGCAUGCUCGUUCUCGUUGUGUCUUUAAUCGAAAACAUUCUGGUACUUGUGGUUUUGAAGAAGGACUUUCGCAAACGUCUAAGGACCGCUAACAGUUAUUUUAUAGCGAACUUGUCCACGGCAGACGUCCUGUUUGCUGUGCAGAAUUUGCCACUCGCGUACAACAAUUUUGUCAUGGAAGGUCACUGGGUUCUUCAGGGAAACUUGGGCACCAUUUUAUGCAAGAUAGACAUGUUCUUUUCUCUAAUUUCUAUGGUUACAAGCAAUCUUACCAUCCUCGCAAUUGCCCUAGCUCGGUUUUUGGCUGUUUAUUCACCUUACAAAAAAAUUGUGACUCGAAAAGUUUGCUUUUUCAUAAUUUUCUUAACGUGGUUUAUUUCAACCGUCUUUGCCUCACCCAUGAUGUAUUACGCCACGUUGCAUGAAUUGCCUGAUCAUCUAACCCGAUGCACGUUGGACUUAGAGGUUCUUAAGCUAUGGUACAUCAUUUUGGCGGGAAUUCUCACCACAACGCUAAUCACGAUGCUUGUAUUUUACAUCGCUAUUGGUUUGAAGCUGUGGCGGCAUAGAGCCCUUCCCGGUCAACCAAUCCAGGCAACUAAAACAAGAAGAGAAAAGCGAAAUCGCGACAUUUUUAAAAUGUUGGUGACACUAGUGGUUGUGUUCUACGUCUGCUCGGUGCCAGUUAUCUUGUUGAGUCUGUCACAUUAUUUCGGCUUUUACACCGCGUUCAGAAGAAAGCACGUUCUUUUCAUUGCAGUGGUUAUGCUUUUUAUGAAUGGAGUCAUAAAUCCAAUAAUCUAUUACGUUUUUAACGAGAGCUUUCGUGAUGGUGUCAAAGUUGUCUUAGCCAAAUGCGGUUGUUGUCAAGGUGCUCUAUACGCUUUAGAAGUGCCAAUGCCCGUGAAAAAGGAAGAUGGUGUCGUCUGCGGAACUAGCAGGAGAGCCACAAGAACUUCUACCCAACUGUAA
Messenger RNA from Porites evermanni, 1050 nucleotides. The record is from the annotation of a GenBank genome assembly. NCBI's taxonomy places the organism in Eukaryota, Metazoa, Cnidaria, Anthozoa, Scleractinia, Poritidae.